AGUUGUAUUUGUGGUUAUACCUACCUAUAGAUUAGUGAAGUUAUAACUCCAAAAACCAUCACCAUACCCAAUCCUGGAAAAGUUGUUGCCUGUGAAGGAUGCCUUCAGCUGCGAAUCCUAAGUCCGAAAAGCCGGCCUCUUCGGAGGCCACGGAUAAUUCACCAGUACGACAAGUCUUGACGAUUAUUGAACAUAAAAUCCGUAAUUUGGAGAAAAGAAAGAGCAAGUUGACUUCAUACAGAGACUUACAAAAAUCUGGCAAAGAAUUAAAUGCUGAUCAGAAAAUAGCAGUUGCCAAGUAUGACGAAGUUGCUCAGACAUUAGAGUUUGCCCGAGACCUCUCAAAGCAAAUAACUUCCAUAGCUGUCUCCACUGAAAAGGAAGCUAAAAAACAAGCAAAAAGGGAAACCUGGAUUCGCUAUGCGGCCGACACAAACAAAAUCCGUGAGGUUCUUCUUAUCUUGGAUUGUCUCACACAAAUGGGCAAUGUUGAAGCAAGAGAUGAUUUCCUAAAUGGAACUAAUGGAGCAGCUAAAUUGACUGAGGAGGAUCUUAAAAUUCUUGAUGAUUUGUACCCCGAAGUGACGCCGAAACACGAGGCCAACGAGGAGGGUCAACCCGGAUUCCCAGCCCACACGACGAAAGCGGCCGAACACAUCUACGCCAUCAUCGACGGCAAACCGAAGGAAAUCCUGGGCACCACGUACGCCCACAUCAAAGAGAUCAUCAUGACCGUACACAGCUGCGGCUACUUCGAUAAGGUCGAGGACGACACCGUCGCCGCGGAGGAGGCGGAGGCGGAGGCGCAGGCGCAGGCGGCGGCGGCGGCGGAGCCCGCGGAGGCCGCGCCGCUCGCCUACGCCGCGCCCGCGCCGCACGAGCUGCCCGCGCCGCUCGGCCUGCCCGCGCCCGCCUACCCGCUGCGCCCGCUGCCGCCCAUCACCCUGCAGGAGGUCGAGCACGCCUACUUCGCCCAGCAGUACCCCCAGCAGCGCCCCAUCGCGGAGGUCAUCGGCUCGCAGAACUUCUUCUUCCUGCAGGAGUCCGAGAUCGACAGCCCCGUCGGCACGCCGCAGCCGCCCAUGAUGAACCCGCCGUCGCCGCCGGGGCCCAUCCCCACGCAGACCUUCACCAACCAGCACUACGUGCCGAUGCCGGAGCCGGGCCCGCUGCCGCUGCCGCCGCCGCACUUCCAGGCGCCCUACGUGCCGCUGGCCGCGCCGCUGCCGCCGCCGCCGCCGCCGGCCGCCGCGCCCGAGCCCGCGCCCGAGCCCGCGCCCGAGCCCGAGCCCGCGCCCGAGCCCGACCGCGCCGGCGACGAGUGGCGCGAGGCCCGCAGCCCCGAGCGCGACGACGGCGCCGAGCGCAAGGCGCAGGGCCAGGGCGACGGCCAGAACAGGUUCCGGCGGUACCGCGGCGGCGGCGGCGGCAGGGGCGCCGCCAACGGGUACCGCGGCCGCGGCGGCUACCGGCCGAGCGACGGCUACCAGUACCAGCCGCGCGCCAACAGGGAGCGGCAGUACAACGACAACUACCAGGGCCGGCACAAGGACGGGCGCGCCGGCUCCCACGGCAACGGCGACGCCGGCGAGCACGCGCAGCCCGAGGGCGGCCGGGGCCGCGGCCGGGGCGCGCCGCGCGGCCGCGCCGCCCCGCGCGCGCACUACCCGCGCAGGGACCACGCCGACCACUGAGGCCGCCAUAUAACCUAGCACUUUUCUGUAUCGAGGACUAAAUCGUUCGUGGAAGGCAGAUUUCACCGGCAACAACGCUGUGGUAACAACAGACAGAGAUUAUGGUAUAAACAAAAAAUAAAAAAAAAUAUAUAAAAAAAAAGUAAAAUAAUAAAAGAUGAAACUGAAUAAAAAUAAGUUACUUGAAUUUAGAUGUAUGAUAUAUGCAAUUAUAAUAAGUUACGUAAUUCUAGACUGUACCUAUAGGUUGGUCGCCGCGGUGGCCGAGUGCCGCGCCGCCAGCGCCGGCAGCACACGGCUCGACUAUAACUACCGGGACCUUGAUUCCAAAUCUCAUUGAUCUUUGUACUUUUCAUACAGUUCAUAUUAAUUAAUUACAUGUGUUACGACGUUAUACAUGUUUUUGUUUUCCUGAGCCGAAUUAUUUUGAAGUCGGUGAUUAUGAUAUUGUACGAAAUGUGAUGAUUUGUUAAAGUUUUUUUUUAACAAAUUAGAAAUGGAAAGGUAUAUAAGCACUUGUAUGCUUGUGUAUUUUAUAAGUACUUUUUUUUAAUUAAACCAGUGAUAUAGUUCGGGUUAUCCACGACGACGCACAGAUUUGUCAAAUGUAAUCUUUAAUAACAUGACAUUACGAGUGAAGGCACGCGUCUUCGUGAAUGGUACAAUCUUUAAAUAAAAGAGCGGGUUCAACUACCUAUACAAAUAACUGUAACUGGUGUGUUAAUCUACAUUUGCCUUACAUGCCUACAAUUUUAUUUUAAAUACUCUACAUUGUUCUCAAUAGAGGCUGUGUGCAAGCAAAUUAAAAGUAUUCUGUGAA
Molecule: messenger RNA, 2514 nt
Organism: Cydia pomonella (codling moth)
Lineage: Eukaryota; Metazoa; Arthropoda; Insecta; Lepidoptera; Tortricidae
Gene: Capr
Product: caprin homolog
Exons: 4
Coding region: 99-1694 (531 amino acids)
Cellular component (GO): cytoplasm
Molecular function (GO): RNA binding
Source: RefSeq, a predicted model, not a curated record